AUGCCGCAUCGAAUUGAUCCUGGAAGCAAUGCUGUACUGCACUGUUCAAGAGUGGAGCUUUCAAGUGCGAUUCUGGCAUUCAUGACCGUCCGAGGUGAUGAGUCGUUCCUUGCAGUCGUCAGAAACCUUCCUAACACCUUCGAGAUGUUUUUUGCGUCAUCUGGUGAGUGCUCUGUACAAACGAGGGUAUUUGUGGGCAACACCCUGCGGCUUCUGAUGAGGAGAGGAGAUCACAAGGCUGCGAUGAGACUGGCACACGCUGCAAACUUUGACGUCAUCAUGCGAGACAGCCUGGACAGCUUUGUGAGGGAAGAAAAACAAAUCUGGGGCUCGCUGCUAGCUGACGUCAUACUGCACUGCGAAUCAAACGCCGCAUGGAAACUUGAUUGCUCCAUCUCCUUCAUUCUGCGGAGAUGCCAAGGAUGGCAGUCCUCCUUCGAUCCCGCUGAGCAUCUCGUGCUGCUGUGGUGCAUCAGCAGGCUGGCAAGGGCAGACGGAGGGAGAGAACGUCUCCUUCAAGGCAAGGUGCAGAGCAUCUUGUGGGAGGUGUAUCGGAAGGGAACAUACAUCAGCAGACAUGAGGAGCGCAACGAUGACGAGUCCGUGCGGGCUACUCAAAGCUUGCUGGCAUUGGCGCUGCUCCGUCUCACCGACGGGCGACUGUCCUUGAGCAUGGUUUCAUACGUCCUCUCGUCCCUCCUGCUGGAGUGCGUCGAAUCGAACAAGCUCUCCGCCUCCUUCGGGCUCGUGGAAGUUCAUUUGUGGGAGGUGUUGGACUGCUUGCACCGAUGUUGCUUGCAGCAGGCAGACUUGAACGCGGCUGGGGUGGAUGAGAUAGCGAAGCUGUUGUUCCUCAGGCUCCCUGAAAGAUUCCGAGAGAUCCUGGAGGUGGAGGAGCGAGGAGACGACCUCCUCCAUGUCCACAACGUCAUGCAGAGAUGGAGCGAUGCGCUGGUCUGCGGGCGGGCGACUAUGCGAUGGUUCCUGCAGAAGGGCAAGUGUGACCUGCCGAUCGGAAGCGAAUCGGCGAUGAGGAAGAUUGAAAGCUGUGCUGCCGUGUUGGAGGGAAAGGAGAAGGAGGUGGAGGAGCUCAUUGGCGAGUACGUCAAGGUAGUGCAGGGGGAGCUUGAGUCCACUGCGCUGUUGGAGGGAUCGAGGAGGCCUGAAGAGCAUGACAAGGGGACGAGCCCGGAACGAGAGCGAGCGAUGAUGCAGCUCCUUGAGGAUAGGAUCGAGAGCGCGUAG
Molecule: messenger RNA, 1245 nt
Organism: Guillardia theta CCMP2712
Lineage: Eukaryota; Cryptophyceae; Pyrenomonadales; Geminigeraceae
Exons: 6
Coding region: 1-1245 (414 amino acids)
Source: RefSeq, a predicted model, not a curated record